This is a messenger RNA of Kluyveromyces marxianus DMKU3-1042, 2541 nucleotides long. RefSeq names its product Syg1p (gene SYG1). The transcript has a single exon. Gene Ontology annotation, biological process: phosphate ion transport; cellular response to phosphate starvation. Bases 1 to 2541 code for a protein of 846 amino acids. The record is from RefSeq and is a predicted model, not a curated record. NCBI's taxonomy places the organism in Eukaryota, Fungi, Ascomycota, Saccharomycetes, Saccharomycetales, Saccharomycetaceae. Gene Ontology annotation, cellular component: cytoplasm; plasma membrane; Golgi apparatus. Gene Ontology annotation, molecular function: inositol hexakisphosphate binding.
AUGAAGUUCGCAGAGCAUCUUCAGGAGUCUCAGGUUCCUGAGUGGAGCGAUAAGUACAUCAACUAUAAGCUAGGCAAGAAGAAGAUCAAGCAGUUUCAGAAAAUUAGAAGGAUGCAAGAUGUUGGGUCCAUGGAUAACGUUAUGGUGAGGGAGUUUAUUCAUGAUUGGGUUAUUCGUGAUCAAUUGAAGAAUUGCGAUGAGUUUUAUGAAUGGCAGCUCUCCAAGUAUCAGCAAAAAUAUCUAAAGCUCCAGAGACAGAUCCACAUGUAUGUGUUAGAGACCGAGAAACGUGGCAGACUGGAGGAUGCGAAUCGUGUAACUAGUGAAGUGAGCUUGUCACAGCUAUCUGAGUCUUAUGGAUCCAUAUUUCCGGGUUUCAGCCCUGUUUAUUUGAGGUACACCCUUAAACAGAAAAUCUGGCACGAUUUGAAGCAGUGGUUAAUCGUAAACGACCUAUACCCUUCUAUGCCUGUUGCCUGGAAGGAGAAGGCACCAUUGCUAUCGAAGAGGACUAGAAGACAUGGUUCUAGAGGACAAGAGACAUUCCAAUCUCAGCCGUUCCAACUUCCAUUGUCUCAGAUCAGACGGCAAUUGUCAGAAGCCAUUUUGGAUUUCUACCUUUACCUUCAGUUGCUCAAAAACUACAGAGACUUAAACGUCAAUGGAUUCAGGAAAAUCGUGAAGAAGUUCGAUAAGGUGCUCCACCAGCACCAGUUAAGGGGAUUCAUGGAAUAUGCCAAAAGGAACUCUACGAUGUUCAGUCAUUAUGACGAAUAUUUGAAGUUGAUUAAGGAUAACAUUGAACAUGCAGACGUUGUUAAUGCGAAUACUUUCCUUGGUGAGGGCAACAACAAGGAGGAUUUGAAGAAAGACCCAUUAACCUUUUUCGAACAACAAUCAAUAAAUUGGUAUACUAUGACAUUAACUUCUUCAUCAAAGGACAAAAAGCUCAACUUGGAACAAAUUAAAAGUUUAUCUCUACAGUACUCUUUUAACGAACAAACUGUGCAUAGGAUCAAUGCCUCUAUGUCUCAGAUGUUUUUAGGCAGUACAUUAUUGGGAGUGUCUCUUACCUUAGUUAUAUUGAUGGUUGUUAUUUUGGCUCGUCAUUCAACUGACAGAAUGAAAACAAAUAUAUUACCAAUAUGGUCCAGUUUUCAUUAUGUAACUUUCAUGGGCUUAUUGUUUGUUAUAGACUGCUUUGUGUGGUAUAAAGUUAAGAUUAACUACAGAUUUAUCAUGUUUGGUGAAAUACAUUCCAGAAAUGGACCAGUCUUGUUUAAUAACGAUUUUGCAAUGACACAUAUCCCGCUUCAAUUCUUUCUGGCAACCACCUUCCUCUGUAUUUGUUCAUUGUUGGCCUUUUGUAGUUUAGUUAUGGAGAAGCUAGAGCCCUGGGUUUUAGUAUGGUUAUUGACUGGUUUCAUUUUGCUCUUUUGGAAAUUCAAAGCAGUUCAAAUAUGGCCUUAUUGGGACGCAACAUGGCAGGCGAGAAAGUACCUUAUUAAAACAUUCAUCCGAUUAAUAUUCUCUGGAUUCUUCCCUGUUCACUUUGGUGACUUCUUUUUGGGUGAUAUUGUUUGUUCUUUAACAUAUUCAAUGUCACAAUUUGCAACUUUAGGCUGCAUAAGUUUCGCUAGUUCAAAUGAGGAUAAGUGUCGGUACGAAAACUUAUUAUGGAUUGGUAUAUUAUCGUGUUUGCCCAGCUAUUGGAGAUUUGUUCAAUGUUUGAGAAGAUACUUCGAUAGUUAUGAUUGGUUUCCUCACUUAUUAAAUGCCCUAAAGUACGCUUUCAGUGUCAUUUUCAAUGCAUCCUUAUAUUGGUAUAAAAGUUGGCCUCAGGAUCCAAAAUUUAGAAAUCUUCUCAUAAUUUUUGGAUGUCUCAAUUCUUCAUUAACAAGCAUGUGGGAUUUAAUUAUGGAUUGGUCUUUACUGCAGAAAAAAUCUAAGCACUUCUUAUUGAGGGAUGACUUAUACUUGGCUGGAAAGAAAAACUGGAAAACAGGAGAAUACGAUAAAUUUAGAACGUUGAUUUAUUAUUACUUUAUGUUAUUUGAUGUGAUUGUUAGAUUUGAAUGGGUGUUCUAUAUGGUGAAAAAUAACACGGAUUAUGUUCGUCAUCCUCUAGUGUCGUUAGCAUUAGCGACAAUGGAGAUUAUCAGACGUUUUAACUGGGUCAUUUUACGUGUUGAGAAUGAACAUGUUGCCAAUGUCCAUCUAUUCAAGGUUACAGACGAUAACUGGCAGUUACCUUUCCCAGUUACAGAAGAAGGUGGUGAAAUUGCUCGUGAAGAUGAGUACAGCGCUGCCGCCGAAAACAUGGACAAUAUUGCAUUAUUGACUGCCAUGAGAUCAAAUCCAGAGUCGGAAACACUCCCCCAACCACGCGCACACUCAGUUUCACGUGCCGAAAGAAGAGCAUCUGUGUUUGAAAUUAUCCCAUGGGCCCAUGCAACAGACUUCCAAAGACCUCUCGAGGCCCCCAUUGACGAAUCUGCAGCAGCUUCUGAUAGUGAAACAGAUUCUGAAAGUUUAGUAUAG